GCGCCGCGGGCGGAGGGACGCGCGGAGAUGACGCAGGCAGCACCGGAAGCCGCUCCCCUGUGAGGUUGCAGACCCCGAGCGGCGGCCGCUGGUCCAGGCGCCAUGGCUGCGGAGCGGACCCGGCCGCUGCGAGGCUCUGGCGGCCCGAGCGCGCCUAGUCGGUGUGAGCCCGGCGCGAGGUCCCGGGCCCCGGGGCGCUCGCUCAGGUAAAUUUUUCCAUAACCUUAUGGAGAGAAAGGACUUUGAGACAUGGCUUGAUAACAUUUCUGUUACAUUUCUUUCUCUGACGGACUUGCAGAAAAAUGAAACUCUGGAUCACCUGAUUAGUCUGAGUGGGGCAGUCCAGCUCAGGCAUCUCUCCAAUAACCUGGAGACUCUCCUCAAGCGGGACUUCCUCAAACUCCUUCCCCUGGAGCUCAGUUUUUAUUUGUUAAAAUGGCUCGAUCCUCAGACUUUACUCACAUGCUGCCUCGUCUCUAAACAGUGGAAUAAGGUGAUAAGUGCCUGUACAGAGGUGUGGCAGACUGCAUGUAAAAAUUUGGGCUGGCAGAUAGAUGAUUCUGUUCAGGACGCUUUGCACUGGAAGAAGGUUUAUUUGAAGGCUAUUUUGAGAAUGAAGCAACUGGAGGACCAUGAAGCCUUUGAGACCUCAUCAUUAAUUGGACACAGUGCCAGAGUGUAUGCACUUUACUAUAAAGAUGGACUUCUCUGUACAGGGUCAGAUGACUUGUCUGCAAAACUGUGGGAUGUGAGCACAGGACAGUGCGUUUAUGGCAUCCAGACCCACACUUGUGCAGCAGUGAAAUUUGAUGAACAGAAGCUUGUGACAGGCUCCUUUGACAACACUGUGGCCUGCUGGGAAUGGAGUUCUGGAGCCAGGACCCAGCACUUCCGGGGGCACACAGGGGCGGUGUUUAGCGUUGACUACAAUGAUGAACUGGAUAUCUUGGUGAGUGGCUCUGCAGACUUCACUGUGAAAGUAUGGGCUUUAUCUGCUGGGACGUGCCUGAACACACUCACCGGGCACACGGAAUGGGUCACCAAGGUGGUUUUGCAAAAGUGUAAAGUCAAGUCUCUUUUGCACAGCCCUGGAGACUACAUACUCUUAAGUGCGGACAAAUAUGAGAUCAAGAUUUGGCCAAUUGGAAGAGAAAUCAACUGCAAGUGCUUAAAGACAUUGUCUGUCUCUGAAGAUAGGAGUAUCUGCCUGCAGCCAAGACUUCAUUUUGAUGGCAAAUACAUUGUCUGUAGUUCGGCACUGGGUCUCUACCAGUGGGACUUUGCAAGUUAUGAUAUUCUCAGGGUCAUCAAGACUCCUGAGAUAGCUAACUUGGCCUUGCUUGGCUUUGGAGAUAUCUUUGCCCUGCUGUUUGACAACCGCUACCUGUACAUCAUGGACUUGCGGACAGAGAGCCUGAUUAGCCGCUGGCCUCUGCCAGAGUACCGGAAAUCAAAGAGAGGCUCGAGCUUCCUGGCGGGUGAAGCAUCCUGGCUCAACGGACUGGAUGGGCACAAUGACACGGGCUUGGUCUUUGCCACCAGCAUGCCUGACCACAGUAUUCACCUGGUGUUGUGGAAGGAGCACGGUUGACGCCACGAGCUGACCACUGCUGACCGACUUUGGGUGCCGGGGCUGCGGGUUUUCAGUGCAACCUCUCUGGCAGCCGACUGCAUGAACCAAAGUUCUCACCUAAUGGUAUCAUCGCGCAAUGCACAAUCAUUUAUCUGUGUUUGCCAGGGGGCCAGGGCUCGGGGCGGGGGAGGGCUUGUUUUCUUGACACACAGCACAGCAUGCUAAUGGGGUACACCAUUGACUUCAUUUGUACUUAGUUACGUUGGUCAGUAUAAGAGGAUGCAUUUGGGGUUCAUCUUUCUUGAAUAUUGGUUUUCAGUAAAGAAGGUUAAAUGGUUCAUUAAUCUGCUAAUUGGUUGCCUGUAAAAACACAGUCUAUUAAAGCUUCUUACCAUCGCCUUUUUUUCUUUUGAAGUUGAAGCAAAGGUGCUAUGAUGUUGUUCCAGCAACUUCUCUCACGUGGAGUUUAGCUUUUAUAACCGCCAGUGUUAUAAAGACCACUGAGUCCUAUGACAUUCAUGAACUCUCCACCAAAUACCAGUUCUAAAGAAAGUUUGUCUUCCAGGGCAAAUCAAGUUCUAUAAAUUGAUUGUUCACAACACAUUCUAAACUCUAGUACUCGGCAGAGUCAAGGUUGGCCAUGUCUGAGGUGUAAGGGAGUUCUGGAGUUUUUGUUUCCAUGUGGAGCAAGCUGGUCCUCAGUCCCCCACCGCUUGGGUGAGUGCACACAGGUGAUGGGAUAUAGUAGAAAGAGCACUGAGCUGGAAGGUUGAAGACCAGCUCUGUUACCUAGCAUCCCUGCAGUAUACCCCUCAGUAUAUCACUUUCCUGGGCCCCAUUUUCCCUGCCUGUGUUAAGCUAAGUGAUUUCUAAGGUUUGGUCCUGUGUCUGCUGAGGUGUGGACAAAAGUUGGUAUUUCAGUUUUGUCCGAUUCAUUAUUUCUUUUAGGUUGAAGAUACUUAAAUGAAAUCAUUGGUACAAAGUUAUUAUCUAUAAGGAAACCAGAUAAAUGACAAGGAUGGAUAAAGGGGGAAUGUAGAAAAUAUAACAGAUUCCACCUAGAAAAUGUUAGCAACUGGAUGAAAUGCUAAGGGGAAUCGUGGUUCUUUAGACAGAAUGGGUGGUCUUGGAAAGAAAGACACCUGAACCUGACUUUUCUUGCUCCUUUGCCUCUAAUCUGAUGUGUGGCUUCAGGCAGAUUAACUUUCUAUCCCUGGACCCUCAUGUUCAUCUUUAAAAUGAAGGAAUUGCCCUAGAUUAGGGUUCACAGACUCAAAUGCCCGGGGCAGCCAUUCACAUGACAUAAAUGAUUGGAACGUGCUGGGCAGGGUUGUGCUGAAUCAUGGAAAGCUCAUCUAAUGGGGCAGUUACUCAGCUCUGAGUGUUAGGUAGAAGUGAGCCCAGUGGUGGCAGCUCUUAGGAUUUUUUUCAGGAGGAAGUGGAAAUCCAGAUUUUUAUUUGAAAUCUGAUUUUUAACAUGUUGACAGCUAAUCGAGGGUAGUUUGAAAUAGAGUGAGCUAAACAAAGUGUGUCUACGAGCUGCCGGUUUGUAUCCUCCACCCUCUCAUUCUUGUAAAGUUAGGUAACUCUGGCAUCAGCAGUGGGAAUGUUUUAACAUAAUUGUCACAGACAUUAGGGAGAGAGUAGAGGGAGCCAGCCCCAGGAUAAUUCACCUGUUUCCCAUUGUGUUACAGGAAAGUGAGGGGGCAUAUUUCAUCUGUACACCAACAGGAAGUAGUUUGAAGAUGAACACACAAACUGGAACCUCAGUUGUAGCCUCUGCCUGGGAGUGUGAGCGACUCAUUCUUGCUGGCACCAAUAUAAAGCAUAUCCAUUUCACAGGUGGACAGAGGGCUUGCUGGCAGAGCUGGGAAGGAAACCAAUCCUGGUGGAGACCCAGCUCUCCCAGAAUCCGCAGUAGCACGGAGCCAAUGCCGUGAAGUUAACUCUAGAGAAUCGGUGGUCAGUUUCAAGGACAGGUGUAGUUCAUAGUCCUCUUGGGACUCUAAGGAGAUUAGGCAAAAGAAUAGUAUCUUCUCCAUCCCCAAAGUCCAUCUCACACUGAGUUGUGUGCAUGAGCUCUGCUCGGUCUUCCAGAAAUGGACUGGGAAUUGCGGCUGGGCUCCAUUUUGCAGGAGCCUCAGGGGACGUGGGGCAGUGAGGAGGGCGAAUGCCUUUUUCCUUUUCCUCCGACCUGAACACAUCUCUGAGAUCACUGAUCGGAUGACCAUCCCUACUCCCACCUCACUUCCAGAUACAUCCAGCAGUUUCACAGGGCAAGUAAUUACAGUUACUUGUGGGAAAUUUUUUUUUUUUUUUUCAAAUGACAAGCCUGGAACUUGUGUGGCAUGUCCCAUUUCAGUUUUCAGUGGAUGCUGGAGUUAUCCUCCUGGUGGUAGCUUGGUGCAGCUCAUGUUGACAGCAGUACCUGAGGCAGGGGCUGGAGUCCUAGCUUUGAUUCCUCCUCACAGAGGCCUUUGUUAGACCUGAGCAUUUUAUUUAAUAGCUUUAUAGGUGCCAGGUUUAAUCAGACAAGUGCCAGUUUUUAUGAAAAUGAAAAGCUGACACAUCCUUUAAAAAGCAAAGUGGAGGGUCAGUGAGAGAAGUGGGUACGGGCUAGCCGAAGCUGGAGUGGCGUAGUCCCCCUGCUUCGCGUUAGGGGGCUACCUUCCCCGCGCGUUGACUGCUGCUUCCUUAGCUCAGAGGGGAGGAAAUUGCCUUUUCCUCUUUUUUUGUGAGCAUUCUCAUUUCUGGAAAAUUUGUAAGUCAUGGGCACAGAGACCCCAUCCUUUUUUUACGAGCGUUGGAUUUCUUGAGUGAAGUUGUGUGGUGGAAGCGAAGGGCUCCUUUCCUCUCGGGUUCAUAAAGAGCAGGGAAACAACUUCAGGCUCCGGGGUGAGGAUGAGGGUCCAGGAGAGCUGAGUGAGUGGGACGUUUUCACAUUCCAAAGGGAGGUAAUUUCCUCCAGGCCAAUAUUUGAAGUAAUAAGUCAGAUUUGUCAAAAUUGGCCCUAAGCUGACCUUUAGACCUAUCAGAGAAAUAGGAAGAAAGACUUCUUUUCAGGGGUGGGGCUAGACGUUGAAAAGUUCCACAGGAAAGUACAGUUUUGGAUAGCUUUUCAUAAGUGGAAGGUAGGGGAAUACUGCUAUUAAAUUUUAAGGAUUGCACUUCAUUUUUCAUAGUUAAAAAAGACCGUUCUGGCCACUGCAGACACUUGUAAAGUAUGAAUGAGGAUUAUGUAAUCAUUCUAGUGUUUGUUCUCAGGAGAGUGAUUACUGCUGUGCAUUUAGAAAACAUCUUAGGGAGAAAAGAAAUAUUUUUGGAAAGAGUAUUAUUUUAGACACAAAGUUGUUUGUUAGGUUAGGCGUUUUGACCUAACAGAGGUAGCUAAGGAUGGUGGAGCCGGGCUUUACAACAUUGCUUUGGCCAAACCCAGCCAGCUCCUUGAAGCUGUGGCUGUGUGCCCUGGCUUCUUGGGAACCUAGAGGUGAAUCUUCCACUAUCACUCUACCAGUCUCUGGGCCUCCUCCGCUGGGCCUCUUACGGGCCGAGGUGGCCUGCAAGUGCCUUUCUCAGUAGGGAAGUGUACAGAAUCUGAUCACCGCUCUAGGAUGCAGUCUGGGGCAGGGCACACGGUCACCUUUGCCUUUAGGGACACAGAGUUUGUCGGGGUAGGGGCGAAGCUCUUUAGGUCUGUCCCCUUGACACAGGCUUCCUACCUGGUUAUGCUGGGGCUUGCUAAGAUAUUUUUAAGACCACCAAGACCCUCUUGUGAAUUAUGCAGUUCCCAGCUAGAGUGUCUGAUGGAAAGAGCAGGUUAGCAUUUUUGAUAGAAAUGCCCACUAGCCAUCUUUGGCAGUGUUCGAUCAGAGGGUCCCUUGUGACUACUCUAGGAAAGUGAAAGUUUUUUCCAGAAUAAAUCCUCCAGUAGAGUCCUGGAUAGUCUUUGCACCACUCCCUAGUCAGGCUGAAUGAUCAUGCUCAGUGCAAGAUGGAUGUUUGCCAUCAAGUAGUUUCAGUGUGCUUCCAGUCUUCCGUACAACAGGGAACUUUAGUUGCUUCAGGUUAGUAUCACAGUCCUGAGGAGUGUAACCCCACUGGAUUAUUGCAGUUUAAACCCAGCUACUUCUCUUCGUGAAUGUGCUCAAAUUAAAAUGUUUUUGCAUAUUUAAGCCUGGAAAAUCAUUAAUUCAGAUGACGAAGCUCACAAUUAUUCUGUGUCCCUCUAUUCACAUUGUGAACAGACGUAUUUCACUAAUUUAGACUUAGUGCUCUUGAUGAGAACGCUCAGGUUGAAAAAGGCUGGUCUCACCAAUCCAACGUCUGUGGCAGUGUGGUAAAAAUGUUAUCAACUCCUGUUUCACUAAUUUGAUGUAUGUUGUGAUCUAGGGAAAAGAGCUGAAGUUUCUAUCUGAAGUGUCUUUGGGGUGCGGGGAGAAGGGAUCGCCAAGGCAGAUAGUGGAGCAAAUGGGGGACAAGAUGUCUCCAUACAAUGAGAAGUUAUUUUCAUGCAUCACGGGAGCAUUCUUCUACCAUGGUGAUUGUGCUAACUAUAAAUCAUUGAUACUUAUACAUUAAGGCAGGUUCUCUCAAUUAGGCAACGUUUGGUUAGUCAAGUCCAAGUUAUUGUUUGUACUUGAAAGUAAUAAAGCUGCAUUUCCUUAAAAAUACAUCCGGUA
Molecule: messenger RNA, 6252 nt
Organism: Neomonachus schauinslandi (Hawaiian monk seal)
Lineage: Eukaryota; Metazoa; Chordata; Mammalia; Carnivora; Phocidae
Gene: FBXW2
Product: F-box and WD repeat domain containing 2
Exons: 8
Coding region: 227-1591 (454 amino acids)
Molecular function (GO): protein binding
Source: RefSeq, a predicted model, not a curated record